AUGGAGAAUCUUACAUAUAACAGCAUGAUUUUGCAAUUAGAAGGACUUAAGGUGUCGGAGCAAUCCAUGUACCCUGUUUUUCUAUUCUUCCUCAUAUUCUAUGUGAUUAUUUUGGUAACCAACAUUGGAAUAUUCGUUCUAAUAGCUGUACACAGAAGCCUACAUGAACCCAUGUACAUUCUCUUCUGUAACUUGCCCUUUAAUGAUGUACUUGGCAACUCCAUCAUGAUACCUCGGCUGUUGGUGGACAUUUUAAGGCCAUCAUCAGAGCGCUCUAUCAGUUAUGUUGAGUGUGCUAUUCAAGCAUUCUGUUCGCACACUUAUGGCACAACCUCUCAUACCAUUCUAAUGAUCAUGGCUUUUGACAGAUAUGUGGCCAUAUGUGAUCCACUUCGCUACACCACAAUUAUGACUAACAAAAUGGUGAUCGCAUUAUCAGCUUCAGCCUGGGGUGUGGCAAUAUUUUUUAUCUCCAUCUUGUUAGGCCUUACUUAUAGGCUUAACCGUUGCAGAACAUUCAUUUCAAAUCCUUUUUGUGAUAAUGUAACUUUGUUCAAGUUGUCUUGUGAAGAUGUGUCUGUCAAUAAUUUGUAUGGGCUAAUAUUCACAGUACUGCUGUUUGUCUCCUCCAUGGGAAGUAUUGCACUAACAUACAUUAAAAUAACUGCUGUCUGCUUAUCAACAAAGAGCAAAACUUUGAACAGCCGGGCAUUGAAAACCUGCAGCACUCACUUGGCUGUCUAUUUGAUCAUGCUCAUGAGUGGGUUUAUUAUUAUAUUACUGCACCGCUUUCCUGCCUAUGCAGAUUACAGGAAAAUAUCUGCCCUGCUCUUCCACAUCGUUCCAAGCAUUUUGAAUCCUCUCAUUUAUGGCCUGCAGUGCACUGAGAUCAGACAUGUCCUCAUACAGGUGCUGUGCUCAAAGAAAGUAAGGCCAUAA
Xyrauchen texanus (razorback sucker) is the source of this 939-nucleotide messenger RNA. Its product is annotated as olfactory receptor 146. The coding region runs from base 1 to 939 and encodes 312 amino acids. The record is from RefSeq and is a predicted model, not a curated record. Gene Ontology annotation, cellular component: membrane. Lineage: Eukaryota; Metazoa; Chordata; Actinopteri; Cypriniformes; Catostomidae. Gene Ontology annotation, molecular function: olfactory receptor activity; G protein-coupled receptor activity. The transcript has a single exon. Gene Ontology annotation, biological process: G protein-coupled receptor signaling pathway.